Messenger RNA from Puma concolor (puma), 462 nucleotides. Lineage: Eukaryota; Metazoa; Chordata; Mammalia; Carnivora; Felidae. The record is from RefSeq and is a predicted model, not a curated record.
AUGGCUCAGCAGACGACAAGCCCGGACACCUUAACAGUACCUGAAGUGGAUAAUCCGCAUUGUCCAAACCCCUGGCUGAACGAGGAUCUUGUGAAAUCCUUGCGCGAAAACCUGUUGCAGCACGAGAAGUCCAAGACAGCAAGGAAAUCCGUUUCUCCCAAGGUCUCUCCAGUGAUCUCUCCGAGAAAUUCCCCCAGGCUUCUACGGAGGAUGCUUCUCAGUAGCAACAUCCCCAAACAGCGGCGUUUCACGGUGGCACAUACGUGUUUUGAUGUGGACAAUGGCACAUCUGCGGGACGGAGUCCCUUGGAUCCCAUGACCAGCCCGGGAUCUGGGCUAAUUCUCCAAGCAAACUUCGUCCACAGUCAACGUCGGGAGUCCUUUCUGUAUCGAUCCGACAGCGAUUAUGACCUGUCUCCAAAGUCUAUGUCCCGGAACUCCUCCAUUGCCAGUGAUAUGUAA